AUGACCAUCGCCACUUUUGAUUCUAAGCAUCCGUUACAUCGUCUUCCGAGCGGUAUGCGUGUGCCCACAUCAAUGUCUCCAAGCUCUCCUCGUCCACGACGUCGUCGUGUUCGUGCGGUGGCCAUGAUCCUAGACGACGUGCUGUACGACCAUUCAAAGCUCUUGUCACACUUGGCAAUUGACCGUGGUGUGGCCCAGUUGCUCGCGGAAGGUGCGUUUCCGACCAACGCAGCAGCAUUCAAAGCUCUACAAACCUUUCGUAACGCUUACGGACUCCGUAAACGCUUUCCUCGCUUCGUUGAUAGUCUCGUAGGGGGCCCACAUGCCAAACUCUCGCCAACUCAAGCGCAACGAGUCAUUGCUGCUUAUUAUGAGAGCAAUGUGAUUGAGGCACAAGGUAUCACACCCUUUCCACGCGUACGCAGGACGUUGUUGGAGCUCCAGGACGGAGAAGUCCGGCACUUGGCACUGUUACUUAUUGGUAAACCAGAAGUGCAGCGCGAACGUCUUAAAGCUUUGGGAGUCAACGAUCUAUUUCAUCGCGUGGUUUAUGUGAGCCCCAAUCCAAGCUUAGCACAGCUCACGAGUGCUAUGAAGCAGCUCACGAAACAAUUGGAUAUCCCUGCGUCCGGUGUCAUGUUUGUGGGCCGCAAGACUUUCUACGAGAUCAAGGCUGCUAAUACUAUUGGGAUGCUCACUGUUCGCAUGCUGUUCGGCAAGUACACGAGCGUAAUGCCAACGGAGGAAUUGGAACAGCCGGAUUUCCAAAUUGAAUCCAUUGAACAGCUAGUGUCAAUUGUAAAACUGGCAGAUCAGCAAUUGCUGCAGCCCAAGAUCGUGGCAAUUGGUGGUGGUACAGGCUUAGCGGUAUUGCUGAAGGAACUGCGCCACUAUCCGGCUGAUCUCACUGCCGUCGUCACAGUUUUCGACUCAGGUCGUCAUUCAGGUGCUCUUCGCAAGUAUCUUGGCAUUUUGCCACCAGGAGACAUUCGCAACUGCUUGGUGGCGUUGACCGACUCCGAUGAACUCUUGAGCAAGCUGAUGAACUACCGUUUUCGUGAAAAUUUCAUGGAAGGUUGCAGCUUGGGUAACCUGCUGCUGGCAGCACUAACUGAUCUGCAGGGCGGUUUUGACCGCGCUGUCUCGUCAAUCGCUGAAAUUCUCAACAUCCAUGGCGCCGUGUUACCGGCUACACUUGAAAGCACGGAGCUGUGCGCCGAGCUUACUGACGGAUCGACAGUAAUAUCGGAAGUCAAUGUACGCAGCCCCUUUGUACCUGAUGAUGACAUUGAAUUUCAGUCAAGUUCCGAUUCCUCAACUAGCAGUGCAAAUAGAACUCCACCAUCUAUGCCUCUGACGCCUGACCAUUAUAAGAAGAAGAUCAAAAAGGCGCCGAUCAAACGUGUGUACCUUGAGAACCCAAACGUGGAAGCCUUCCAACCUGCUGUGCGCGCUAUCGAAGAGGCAGACAUUAUCAUCUUGAGUCCUGGUGGUUUCUACACAUCGAUAGUUGCCACACUAUUGGUACCAGGUAAUGGCCAGACCGACGGCUACACUUUAGAGAAAACACUGGAGGUGCUUUCCACUUAUAUCGGCGCGAGCGCAAUUGACUAUGUGAUUGCGAAUAAUACUUUUCCACCACAAGAUGUACUUGCGCCUUACGUCGAGCGAGGAGAAGAAUUGCUGCUGCCUACGCCCGAAAUAGUGGCUAGGAAGCACCCAAUACUGCUACAGGGCCAAACUUUUCAAGAAGACCUGGUUGCUGGAUAUGUGGCUCGUGAAUGGAAUAAAACGCCCAUGCUCAAACAUAGCGGCCAUCGUGUAGCUGCCAUUCUCUAUACCAUCAUUGACAAGGAAAUGGCACGUCACCGUCAACAUGAGCAGCUAGAGAAUAUCGUUUUCAGCACAGCUUCGGCGAAUACGUCGAGCCCGAUGAGUUCACGGGUGCCAUCUUUCACAGCACCCGUGACGCUCUUUGGUUUACUGGUAGCUACAACACUUGUGGCAUCCAUGCUUCGUCGCGAGUAA
Molecule: messenger RNA, 2028 nt
Organism: Peronospora belbahrii
Lineage: Eukaryota; Oomycota; Peronosporomycetes; Peronosporales; Peronosporaceae
Source: the annotation of a GenBank genome assembly